This is a messenger RNA of Helicoverpa zea (corn earworm), 10004 nucleotides long. It is a transcript of the gene LRP1, whose product is annotated as prolow-density lipoprotein receptor-related protein 1-like. The transcript is spliced from 26 exons. The record is from RefSeq and is a predicted model, not a curated record. Gene Ontology annotation, molecular function: protein binding; calcium ion binding. Lineage: Eukaryota; Metazoa; Arthropoda; Insecta; Lepidoptera; Noctuidae. Bases 400 to 7509 code for a protein of 2369 amino acids.
UACUGGCUGGAGCCGCGCGGCGCCGAGCUGUGGCGCGCGCCCUACGCGGGCCCGGCGCAGCUGCUGGCGCGGCUGCCGGCGCAGCGCCACCACCCCGUGGCGCUGACGCUGCACCGAGACACGCUCUACUGGCUGGACACCGCGGCGCACCGCGGCAGCGUGCUGGCGGCGCCGCGCGACAACGUGACGCAGUACCGCGUGCUGCGCGACAACCUCGGCGACUCGCUCAAGGACCUCAAGGUGUGGUCCCGCGCCGCGCAGACGCCGCCGCCGGGCGCCGCGUGCGCCGAGCAGUGCGCCGCGCUGUGCCUGUGGGACGGCGCGCGCCCGCGCUGCGUGUGUCCGCACGGCCGCCUGGCGCCCGACCAGCGCAGCUGCACGCCGUACGAGUCGUUCCUGAUGUACUCGCGCGUCACCGAGAUCGACACCAUCCACCUGCUGGACGAGAAGGACCUGAACUCGCCCUACGAGCCCAUCCAGGACAAGGAGCUGAUGCGGAACGCGAUCAGCCUGGCGUACUGGUACGCGGAGUCGCGGCUCUUCUACUCGGACAUCCAGCGCGGCUCCAUCAACACCGUGCUCUUCAACGGCUCCGCGCACCGCGUGCUGCUCGAGCAGACGGGCGCCGUGGAGGGCAUGGUGUUCGCGGCCGACCACGCCACGCUGUACUGGACCAGCACGGGCGCCGCCGUGCGAGCGGCCCACGUGCCCUCGCUGCUGGCGGGCACAGCGGGCGCCGGCGCGCGCACCGUGCUGCGCCUGGCGCGCGGCUCGCGGCCGCGCGGCGUGGACUACGAGCCCUGCGAGCGCCGCCUCUACUGGACCAACUGGAACGAGUCGCAGCCCUCCAUCCAGCGCGCGCGCGCCAGCGGCCGCCAGCUGCAGACGCUGGUGGCCACGCACAUCCUCAUGCCCAACGGCCUGGCGCUCGACCACGAGGCCAAGAAGCUGUACUGGGCCGACGCGCGCCUCGACAAGAUCGAGCGCAUGGACUACGACGGCUCCCGGCGCCGCGUCGUCACGCGCGCGCACACCGACCACCCCUUCGACCUGGCCGUGGCCGGGCCCUGGCUCUACUGGACCGACUGGCUGGCGCACGGCGUGUUCCGCGCCGACAAGCUGGCGGGCGGCGCCACCCCGCUGCGCCGCGACGUGCCGCGCCCCAUGGCCAUCGUGGCCGUGGCGCCGCAGCACCAGACCUGCUCGGCCGACCCCUGCGCCACGCUGAACGGCGGGUGCGCGGAGCUGUGCUCGCUGGACGCGGCGGGCGCGGCGCUGUGCAGCUGCGGCGCGGGGCGCGUGCUGCAGGCGGACGGUCGCGCGUGCGGCGCGGCGGCGGCCGCGUGCCCCGCCGGCCAGUGGGCCUGCGCGGACGGCGCCUGCAUCCCCGAGGAGCUGGUGUGCGACGGCGUGCCGCACUGCGGCGACAGCGCCAGCGACGAGGACCUCUACUACUGCACGUCGCGUGCCUGCGGGCCCGGCACGCUGCGCUGCGGGCUGGGCGGGCGCUGCGUGGCGGCGGCGCGCGCCUGCGACGGCCGCGCUGACUGCGACGACGGCGCCGACGAGGCGGGCUGCGACUGCCCGCCGGAGAACUACCGCUGUGACGACGGCGCCUGCGUGCUGGUCGCCGCUCGCUGCGACGGCGAGCAGAACUGCGCCGACGGCUCCGACGAGCGCGACUGCCCCGCCUGCAUGGGCGGCGAGUGCGCUGCGCCCACCGAGUCGAACGCGAUAAGCCGCAGCACCGAGGCGAGCAGCGAGGCCAGCACGGCGGCAGCGGUGACGUGCGGCGGCGCGCAGUUCACGUGCGGCAGCGGCGAGUGCGUGCCGCUGGCGUGGCGCUGCGACGGGCGCGCGGACUGCGGCGACGCGUCGGACGAGAGCGGGCCGUGCCGGCACGGCAACGCGUCGUGCUCGGCGGAGCAGUUCGCGUGCGGCGCGUGGCCGGUGUGCGUGCCGCGGGGCGCGCGCUGCGACGGCGCCGCCGACUGCCCGCGCGGGGAGGACGAGCAGGGCUGCGAGUGCGCGGCGGGCGCGGCGCGCUGCGCGGACUCGGGGCGCUGCGUGGCGGCGGCGCGGGUGUGCGACGGCGUGGCGGACUGCGCGGACGCGUCGGACGAGGCGGGCUGCGCGGGCGCGGCGCAGUGCGGCGCGGGCGCGCUGGGCUGCGCGGGGCGCUGCGUGCCGCGCGAGCUGCAGUGCGACGGCCGCGACCACUGCCAGGACGGCGGCGGCGGCGGCGCCGGCUCCGAUGAGGACCCGCUGCUGUGCGGUCAGUGCCAUCUCGCCCCAUAUUUCCGUCGUUAUUUACAAAUAGCCUAUAAAAGCACGGGGUGGGCGCGGUCGGUGGGCGGGGCGUGGGGCGGCGCGGACGCGUGCGCGCGCGGCGAGUGGGCGUGCCGCAGCGGCGCCUGCGUGCCGCCCGCCGCGCUGUGCGACGGCGCCGACGACUGCGGCGACUACUCCGACGAGACGCACUGCAACGUGGCGGAGUGCCUGUUCGAGAACGGGCUGUGCGCGCACAACUGCUCGGAGCUGGCGGUGGGGCGCGCGUGCUGGUGCCGCGCGGGCUGGCGCCUGGCGGGCGACGCGCGCGCCUGCGCCGACGUGGACGAGUGCGCCGAGGACGCGCCCUGCGACCACGCGUGCGCCAACACGCGCGGCUCCUACCGCUGCGCCUGCGCGCCCGGCUACCGCCUGCUGCCCGACCGCGCCAGCUGCACGCCCGACACCGAGGAGCGCGCGAGCUUGAUCUUCACGAAUCGCUACUACAUCCGGCGCGUGGAGCUGAGCGAGCCGCCGGCGCCGGGCACGCUGCUGGUGCACGAGCUGAGCAACGCCGUGGCGCUGGACAUGCACUGGGCGGCCGGCUGCCUGUACUGGAGCGACGUGACGCGCCUGGGCUCCGCGCUGCGCCGCGCCUGCGGGGCGCCGCCCGGGCCGCCGCAGCUGCUGCACGGCGCCACGCUGCAGAACCCCGACGGGCUGGCCGUGGACUGGGUGGGCGGCAACCUGUACUGGUGCGACAAGGGCACGGACACGCUGGAGGCGUCGCGCCUGGACGGGCGGCACCGGCGCGUGCUGCUGCGCGGCGGGCUGAGCGAGCCGCGCGCGCUGGCGCUGCUGCCGGCGCGCGGCCUGCUGUACUGGUCGGACUGGGGCGCCGCGCCGCACAUCGGCCGCGCCGGCAUGGACGGCUCGGCGCGCACCGUGCUCAUCGGCGCCGGCCUCUACUGGCCCAACGCGCUCACGCUCUCGCCCGCCUCCAACGAGCUGUACUUCGCGGACGCGCGCGAGGACUACAUCGCCGUGGCCGACCUGGACGGCAACAACGUGCGCGUGCUGUUCUCGCGAGAGAGCAUGCCGUGGCUGCGGCUGCACCACGUGUUCGCGCUGGCGGUGUGGGACGGGCGCGUGUACUGGUCGGACUGGGAGACGCGCGGCGUGGAGAGCUGCCUGCGCCGGCCCCGCUCAGUCAGCGGCGGCAACAGCUCGGCGGCGGGCGGCGCCUACGACUGCCGCACGCUGGUGCACACCAUCCACAAGCCCAUGGACCUGCGCGUGCACCACUCCGCGCGACAGCCGCCCGUGCCCGAGCUGUCGGCGCUGUGCGCGUCGCUGAACUGCUCGGGGCUGUGCCUGCUGACGCCGGACACGGGCGCCGGGCCGGGUGCACGCUGCGCCUGCCCCGAGCACUGGGCGCUGGGCGGCGACGGCCGCUCGUGCACGCCCAACUGCACCUCCGCGCACUUCGUGUGCGCCGCCGCGCUCAAGUGCAUCCCCUUCUGGUGGCGCUGCGACACGCAGGACGACUGCGGCGACGCCAGCGACGAGCCCGCCUCCUGCCCGCCCUUCCGCUGCGAGCCCGGCCAGUUCCAGUGCGACAGCGGCCGCUGCGUGCACCCCUCGCACAUCUGCGACGGCACGCCGCACUGCGCCGACGCCAGCGACGAGCGCGACUGCGACCACUUCACGUGCCUCGCCUCGCAGUGGAAGUGCCGCGGCAACAGCUCCGCGCGCGUGUCGGCGCGCUGCGUGCCCGGCGCCGCGCGCUGCGACGGCCGCCGCGACUGCCACGACGCCGACGACGAGGCCGACUGCCCGCCGCGCACCUGCCCGCCGCACCACUUCACGUGCGCUAACGGCGCGUGCGUGCCGCUGGUGUGGGUGUGCGACGCGGACUCGGACUGCGGCGACGGCUCCGACGAGGGCGCCGCCUGCGCCGAGCGCACGUGCGGCGCGGGCGAGUUCCGCUGCGGCUCGGGGCGCUGCGUGCCGCGCGAGUGGCUGUGCGACGCCGAGCCCGACUGCCCCGCGCGCGAGGACGAGGCGGCGUGCGGGGCCGCGCGCGCGCCGCCGCCCUGCGACCCCACCUACUUCCGCUGCCCCGACGGCCGCUGCGUGCCCGGCCGCUGGCGCUGCGACGGCGACGACGACUGCGGCGACGGCGCCGACGAGCUGGCGUGCGCGCCGCGCGCCUGCUCCGAGUCCGAGUGGCGCUGCGGCUCCGGCGAGUGCAUCCGCGCCGCGCUGCGCUGCUCCGGCGCGCCCGACUGCGCCGACGCCAGCGACGAGCGCGCCUGCGCCGCCGCCUGCGCGCCGGGGGCUCGCGCCUGCGCGCGCGGGCCCUGCGUGCGCGCCGCCUGGUGGUGCGACGGCGAGCCCGACUGCCCGGACGGCAGCGACGAGGCGGAGUGCGCGGCGCCGGCGCACGGCUGCGGCGCGCGGCUGGCGUGCGGCGCGGGCUGCGCGCCGGCGGCGUGGCGCUGCGACGGGCGGCGCGACUGCGGCGGCGGCGCGGACGAGGCGCAGUGCGCGGGCGCGGCGUGCGCGGCGGGCAUGUUCCGCUGCGGCGACGACACGUGCCUGCCCGUGAACCUGGUGUGCGACGGCGUGGCGGACUGCGCGGGCGACGAGAGCCCCGCGCUGUGCGAGCGCCGGCGCUGGCUGGGCGAGGAGUCGGCGUGCCUGCCCGGCGAGAGCCUGUGCGACGACGGCCGCUGCGUGGCCGGCAACGCGUCGUGCUCGCUGGAGGGCGCGUGCGGCUGGGCGGCGUGCUCGCAGCUGUGCCUGGGCAAGCACGGCGCGCACACGUGCAAGUGCGUGCCCGGGUACCGACAGCGCCAGCUCGCGGACGGCUCGCUCACCUGUGAAGCGCUGGGCGACAAGCCACUAGUGGUGGUCGCGUGGGGCGGCGAGCUGCACGUGUGGGAGCCGCGCAAGCAGGGCGACGCGCCGGCCGAGCCGCCCCCCGCGCCCGCCGCCCCCGCCGCCCCCGCCGCGCCCGAGGUGACGUGCGCGGCGGGCGCGGCGGUGGGCGACGCGUGGUGGCUGGUGUGGGGCGACGCGGCGGGCCGCCUGCGCCGCGCCGACGUCACGCGCUACGUGCGCCCCGCCGACCCCGGCGCGCCGCCAGCGCUGCCGCUCUCCGCGCACCUGGAAGCCACCGCCGACGUGCUCGCGACGUCGGAGGGCGAGAUCCGCGGCGUGGCGCUGGACGCGGCGGCGCGGCGCGUGUACUGGAGCGCGGCGGAGGCGGCGGGCGGCGCGCUGCGCGUGGCGGCGGCGGACGGGCGGCGCGCGACGCUGCUGCGGCGCGCAGGGCUGGAGCCGGGCGCGCUGGUGCUGGCGGCGCGCACGCUGUACUGGGCGGAGCGCGGCGCGCGGCCCGGCGUGCACGCGCUGGGCGCGGCGGGCGGCACGGCGCGCUGGCUGGUGCGGCGGCGCGUGCGACGCGUCACGGCGCUGGCGCUGGACGCGGCGGCGUCGCGGCUGUACUUCGUGGACGCCUACUACGACACGCUGGACAGCGUGCGGCUGGACGGCUCGCAGCGCGUCACGCUGCUCGCCUUCCAGCGCCCCGACUCGCCGCCGCCGCAGCCCACGCUCUAUGUAGACGGAGAGAUGCGCGCCACGGGCACGGCGCGCGCGGUGGCGGAGGUGGCGGCGCGCGCGUGCGUGGCGCUGGCCGUGUGGGAGGACAGCCUGCUGUGCGCCUCGCCGCGCGCGCUGCUGCGCCUGCACAAGCGCGCGCCCCGCCCCGCGCGCCCCGCCCGCCCCGCGCCGCGCCUGCUGUCCGCGCUCGCGCUGCUGCCCCGCGCGCCCGCGCCGCCCGACGCCUGCGCCGCCGCCUGCCGCGCCAGCGCGCUCUGCGUCAGCAGCCCCGAGCCGCGCGGCCACGCCUGCCUGUGCCCCGACGGCCUGCUGCCCGCCGACCCCGCCGCGCCGCCCGAGGAGCGCGAGUGCGUCCCGGCGCACGGAGUGGGCGCGGACACGAGUGGGGCGGGUGGGGCGGCAGGCUCGUGCACGCUGCAGUGCGGCGCGGGCGCGUGCGAGGAGCGCGCGGGGGCGGCGCGGUGCCGCUGUCCGCCGCAGUUCGCGGGCGAGCGCUGCCAGCACUACCGCUGCGCGCAGCACUGCCACCGCCGCGGCCGCUGCGAGCUGGCGGAGCCGACACAGCCUGCCACCGCGGACGCACUGCCGCCGCUUAAAUGCGUGUGCCAGGCGGGCUACACCGGCGAGCGCUGCGAGCGGCCCGCGCCGCCGGGCGCGUGCGCGGCGCUGGCGUGCCUGCACAACGCCACGUGCGCGCUGCGCGACGGCCGCGCCGCGUGCGAGUGUCCGCCGCACUACGCCGGCGAGCGGUGCGAGCGCUGCCUGCCCGGCGCCGACUGCGCCCCCGACGACAUCUGCCGCUUCUUCUGUCUCAACCAGGGCACGUGCAGCGUGUCGGCGGUGGGCGCGGUGUCGUGCGCGUGCCCGCCCGCCUGGAGCGGCGAGCGCUGCCAGCGCCCCGCCUGCGUGGACGCCGCCUGCGCCUCGCCCCCUGCGCCCCACCCGGCGCCCCACCCGCCGCCCCACGCCGCGCCGACGCACAACCACACCGACGACUCAUGCGGUGCGGGCGCCUGCGCUAACGGCGGGCGCUGCGUGCGCAGUGCGGGCGCGUGGGGCGGCGCGGCGUGCGCGUGCGCGGGCGCGUGGGGCGGCGCGCGCUGCGGGCUGUACGUGGGGCACGACCACGCCUGCGCCGCGCGCGCCUGCGCCCCGCCCGCGCUCUGCGUGUGGGGGCCCGACCUGAGUCCCACCGAGCCCGGCGCCGUGUACUGCGCGUGCCUGGAGGGCGCCAGCUGCAGCACGCCGCACACGCCGGCGCCGCCCGCGCUGGCGGGGCCCGCCGCCGCGGACAGCAGCGCGGGCGGCGCGUGGGCCGGCGCCGCGCUGGCCAUGCUGUCGCUGCUGGCUGCCGUGCUCACGGCGCUCUACUUAUUACACAGGAGGAGACGCGGCGCUUUCGUGCACGCGCGGCUGUCGGACAACGUGGAGAUCAACAACCCCAUGUACCUGGCGGGCGAGGACGAGCUGGAGCCGGCGCACGCGCACGCGCAGAACGGCGGCAGCCACUUCGCGAACCCGGUGUACGACAGCAUGUACGCGGCGCCGCAGCACGCCGAGGUACAGCCGCGAGCGCGAGCGCAUGCGCAGUACCGCCCGCUGCACGCCUAGCGCGGCGCGGCCUGCCACGAGCGCGAGCAGCAGCUCUACUCUAGCGUUAUACAAUAUGUAUUCUAAUUAGCGUCCUUCCCGAAAGGAUAACACAGGCUAGCUAUUCACAUGACUCAAUAAAAUGUCAAACUUUAUCUAUUAUAACCUUAAAUUGUUAUAUUUAUUAUAUUAUAUUAUAACAACAAUAUUUUUGACGGUAUGACGGACGGCGGAUUUUGUUCGACCGAUAUGCUCCGUUUUCAACCGUCGCCCGCGCUCCCCUGUUUUUGCCAUGUAAGUUAACCUCCUUUUUUUUUAAGUCUAGCCUGGAUUUGUUGACACCAAUGUAAUUAGGUAUCGAUACAUAACAGUACCUUCAUGGGGCGGACGGUAAAUUUAAUACAUAUUGUACAUACAAACCGCAUAGUGGGAAUGACUGAUACGAUUCCUCACUUAUAAUUUACAAUAUCGAAAUUCACUAAAUUAUCAUAACUUAUUGCACACAAAAUGUACUCAAGAGACUGUUACUAUAAAUGAUACUGAGUGCUGUUUGAUUGAAAUUAUAAUUGAUCUAAAACAUAUAAAAAUAUCAAAAGUGAUUUCAUAUGUAAUUGGCAACCUUUCGAGACGCACUGGCAUGUCUGUGUGUCUAGGUCGUCAGUAUAAUACAGGUAUAAGAGGAAGGUCACCGCUGCGGUUUGUACGUCCGCGUCGGUAUCAUUUAUCAAAAAAACCAAAUGUCAUCUUGAAUACGAAGUACGGAAAGUACAUUGUUUUGUAAUCACAGAGAUGAAAAACAUGUAUUUUCCCGGAAACGGAGCGUCGCCGAGCGCAGCCCACCGGCGCUGACUCAUGCAGAGGGAAGUUAUCCACUCUGCCGCGAGUGGCGUGUGUGUGUGUGUGUGGUGCGGGCGUCAGUGAGUGCGGCCUCUGUGCAGGAGCACGCCAACCUGCUGGGCGCGCGCGCCGCCGACGCCGCGCUGCUGUGAGCGCUGCCGAGCGCAGCCCGCGCCGCCGCGCCGCCGCGCCUCCGCGCCUCCGCGCCUCCGCGCCGCCGCGCCGCCGCGCCGGGGACUGCACGCGCUGACGACGCUACACUCACAUACUAAAUGACAUUGAGCAGUGCGAGCGAACCUGGCGUUUGAACAAGACUCUCCAUCAAGUAGCGAGCAGCGCGAAAACCUCGCAUUCAAUUCUGGUUUUGACAAAAAGAAAAAAAAACUAAUUAAGUGACCGGUGUCCGCUAGACGGACCACGCCUUUUUUGCUGUCGUAGGAAUUGGUGACUCGCCAUGUGUACAAUGAAACUAGUUAGAAUCUCAUUAAAUAAUUAUAGUUUGUAAGUUUUUGAUAACGUGAGUCGUGAGUGGCGCCGUGUGCUGCCCUUGCACGACGUCACGUCGCAUACUAUGAGGAUCAGUUACGUUGUAAAUUGCUGAUAUGCUGUACCUACUCUUGCCUCUUGACAAAUACAUUUAUGUCAAACUUUCUACUGAUAAACUUUUGCUGAACAAUUCAUUAUAAUAUGUACCUACGUGUUAAUAAGUUAGUAACUUGCUACAAAAAUAAAUAACUUGUGCCAUAUUGAUGUUGUAUCUACGAGACAAACAGCAGCACAGAUCAUAAUAUUAUACCCCAACAUAAAGGUUCAUCUUACAAGCCUACUGUGCAGUGUUGAAACAUUGUUGCUACAUGUUUUAGCAUUAUCAUGUUUAGAAGAUUAUUCAUUUGAGUUGUUUGCUCCUCAAGUGUUAAAGCUCUAAAGCCCAAAUGUGUAUUAUGUUUCAACUAUUUGCUUGAAUAUAAUCAUCAAGUGUGACGCAGCGGGGUCAUUCGGCUGUACACGAUCAAAUUAAUUGUCUAACGAACAAUGUACCUACUCGGCAUUUUGAAGUGCAUCAUAUUUUAUUUAUUUACUGCGAAUAUACAUAUUUACUUAUAGUUAAGAGUACAAGUAACAUGGCCAGUUUAGUUUGUAAGUGAAUGAGCAGCAGUUUGGCGUUGAACUUGACCAACUAUUAUAUCAUCGGCAGCUUCUUGACCUUGCCUUGUGCAACUAAUGUGAUGUUUCUGUAUUUUUUUACUUUUAUGAUUAUUUUUAAGAUACAAAUGACGGUCAGCCAUCAGGCAGCUAAAUGUAGGUAAUAAGCGGUUUGAAUAUACAUUCAAAAACAAUAACGUUUGCUAAGUGUAAGUUCAGUUUGACAUAAACUUAGGGACCUUGUGCCAAAUUAUGUGUACACCGCAGUGUGCGAUUACUGCUUUAUAUUGAUUUGCUCAAAUUAAAUGCGCAUUUUUGUGUUGGUUGCGCGAUAUUAUUCAAACAAACGGAAAACAUAUCAAAAGAGAUUAUCUAUCAAGUACAAUUAUAAUGUUUAGUUUUAAUAUCAACAAUGUAUUUGUUAUUGUUCAUCACAAUACUACGAUGUCUGCUAUCUGUUUUGUAGAAGUAGCUAAUAGUUGUAAUUUUAUUAGUUUUAAGUAAAUAACGUGAAAAUAAAUAAUAAUGUGACUCAA